Molecule: messenger RNA, 1709 nt
Organism: Tricharina praecox
Lineage: Eukaryota; Fungi; Ascomycota; Pezizomycetes; Pezizales; Pyronemataceae
Exons: 4
Coding region: 128-1645 (505 amino acids)
Biological process (GO): transmembrane transport
Cellular component (GO): plasma membrane; fungal-type vacuole membrane
Molecular function (GO): transmembrane transporter activity
Source: RefSeq, a predicted model, not a curated record
CGAUAAGAGGGUUUUCUCCGCAGGGGUGCUCCGUCACCUUUUUUUUUCUUCCUGAUACUAGGUAUGAGCAUUGAGGGGUACUUAAACAGUACACUGCCGCUCUGAGAGUCAAACAAUCCACGCCGCCAUGGAGGUCACUCCCACCAAUCUCGAGCGGCAGCCGACACCGAGCAAGACGCCGCUUCCUCACAUUGGACUCCCGGACGGAUCCAGUAGCUCGCGCACACUCCUCGAGCGCAUCGAAGGAUGGGAGGACCGCUUCGGCGUCGAAGCCCGCGGGAUCCAGCGAGUGCCUCCGAGCGACCGCAACCCGGUGUCGCUGUUCGGGACUGUACAGAUCGCACUCAGCUGGUUCUCCAUCAAUCUCGUCGCGAAUAAUACCCUCGUCGGUAUGCUCGGGCCGUGGGUCUUCAGGCUCUCGUUCAGGGAUUCCGCCCUGCUGUGUCUGUUUGGGAAUAUCCUCGGUGCGGUCGGCCCGGCGUAUAUAUCUGGCCUGGGUCCCAAGAGCGGGAAUAGGACCAUGGUUAUCUUGCGCUUCGUGUUUGGGUGGUGGCCGGCUAAGCUUUGCGCUUGCUUGCAGCUGAUUGGAACUCUGGGGUAUGGGCUGUUGGCGGCAUUGAUUACGGGGCAGAUAUUGUCUGCGGUUUCGACGGAUGGAAAGAUGAGCGUUGUCGUGGGGGUGAUCAUUGCGGGAAUCGUUGUGAUGGUGGUCUGUGUGGUCGGAAUGAGAGUCUUCCACGUCUACGAACGGUACGCUAUGAUCCCCUCACUCAUCGUCUAUUUCAUCAUGAUCGGCAGUGCGGGGCCCAACUUCAACACAACAGCGCCGUCCCUAGGCACACCCGACGUCAUCCGUGGGAACCAAAUCAGCUUCUUCUUCGUCGUCUUCAACACGGCGUUUAUCUGGAGUAUGUGCUCGGCCGACUACUUCGUCUACUACUCCGAGACCAUGCCACGGGCUGUUGUGGGAACGAUGUCACACAUCGGCGUGUGUUUGGGUCUCCUCUUCUCCGAGCUCAUUGGCGUUGGGCUCGCCUCGGGUGCGGCUUCGAAGAUCGAGUGGGGGGAUGCGUUAAGCGUCAGUCCAGGUGCCAUGAUGGCGGAAGCAUACACGCCUCUGGGUGGAUUCGGGAAGUUCUGCGCUGUAGUGCUGGCACUAGGUCCCAUCGCAAACACUAUUCCCGGCAUCUACAGCUCCGCCCUGGCGUGGCAGAUCCUGGGUCGCGGCUGGGAAAAAGUACCGCGUGCAGUCUGGACCGUGUUUGGCAUUCUUGUGUACACGAUCUGCGCCAUCGUCGGUCGCAACAGCAUCUUCACAAUCUUUGAGAACUUCCUCGCGCUCAUGGGACCAUGGGUAGCCGGCUGGGUAACGAUCCAACUUUCCGACGAGCUCGUCUUCCGCCGACACCGUAAAUGGAGAUGGGAGGAUUGGGAUAAGCCGGAGAAGCUCCCUGUUGGCAUCGCCGCGUUGGCAGCUUUCCUGGUGGGAUGGGCUGGUGCCAUCCUGGGCAUGUCCCAGGUCUGGUGGGUAGGGCCAAUCGCUAGAAGGGCGAAGGGAGAUCUGGGGGUGCCCAUUAUGAUGGCCUGGGCCGCUUUGGUGUAUCCCCCUCUGAGGUGGCUGGAGAUGAGGCACUGCAAGAAAUAGAGCGGUCUGCAUUCGGGGAUCCCACCUCCGAAGCAAGUGCUGAAUAAACACCGAGUACAUACAC